Penicillium hordei is the source of this 339-nucleotide messenger RNA. RefSeq lists its product as uncharacterized. NCBI's taxonomy places the organism in Eukaryota, Fungi, Ascomycota, Eurotiomycetes, Eurotiales, Aspergillaceae. Bases 1 to 339 code for a protein of 112 amino acids. The record is from RefSeq and is a predicted model, not a curated record. The transcript has 2 exons.
AUGGUCUCACGUCCGUAUGCCCACCCCGCGUCGGAGCCCACCACAGACCACGAUCAACUAACCAAGCCACGGAAACAGGCGCGUUUAGCCCACUUUAUCCUCGACCGACACAUAGACCACAUGAUAGGCCGCCACUUUGUCAUUGACGACAUGCUCUGGUGCGUGAAUUAUCAUUCAGACAACCUGUCUCUUCAAAAUGGUCUGCGCGCAGACCCAGAAAGCUACGAUCAUGAUCUUGCAGCACUAGCGUCGAAAACCAACGCCCCAAUCGGAGUUUCUGUGACUCGUCUUGUAUGCAAGGCUAGUGCCAUUAUCGGCCGCAUUGUUACAUACUGUUAA